AAUGAUAUGAGUGCCCUAGCAACAUCAGGUCUCUUCUUCAAGGAUGGCAAAAAACGUAUUGAUUACAUUUUAGUCUAUAAAAAGUCCAGUCCACAAAUUGAGAAAAGAAGCACUUUUGAAAAAAACCUGCGGGCAGAAGGAUUAAUGUUAGAAAGAGAGCCAGCUGUUACAAACAAUGAUAUUAUGUUUGUCAAAAUUCACUGUCCUUGGGACACAUUGUGCAAAUAUGCUGAAAGAAUGAACAUCAGGAUGCCUUUUAGGAAAAAAUGUUAUUACACUGACUGGAGGAGCAAAACCAUGGGCAGUUUACAGAGGAAUAUGAGGGAACUGAAAAGCUGGUUGCCUAGAAAUCCCAUGAAACUUGACAAAGAAGCACUUCCUGACCUGGAAGAAACAGAUUGCUACACAGCACCCUUCAGUCGAGCACGCAUACAUCAUUUUACAAUAAACAACAAAGACAGUUUCUUCAGCAACUCCACGAGAAGCAGGAUAGUACACCAUAUGCUACAGAGGACGAAGUAUGAAGAUGGAAAAUCAAAAAUGGGCAUUAAUAGAUUACUCGGCAAUGGAACAUAUGAAGCUGCAUUUCCACCUCAUGAGGGAAGUCACAAGAGCAGGCAUCCCAUCAAAACCCACGGAGCUCAGAAUCAUCGUCAUCUUUUAUAUGAGCGCUGGGCACGCUGGGGGAUGUGGUACAAAUACCAGCCUCUGGAUUUGAUCAGGCGAUAUUUUGGAGAGAAAAUUGGUCUUUAUUUCGCCUGGUUGGGAUGGUAUACUGGGAUGCUGAUUCCUGCUGCACUUGUUGGGCUGCUUGUUUUCCUUUACGGAUUAUUUACCAUGGACUCUAGCCAAGUAAGCAGAGAGAUCUGUGAGGCAAAUGAAACUGUCAUGUGUCCAAUGUGUGAGAAGAAUUGCACCCUGCAAAAACUCAAUGAAAGUUGUAUCUACGCAAAGGUUACACAUUUGUUUGAUAAUGGAGGGACUGUGUUCUUUGCCAUUUUCAUGGCUAUAUGGGCCACAGUGUUCUUAGAGUUUUGGAAAAGGCGGAGGGCUGUACUAACCUAUGACUGGGAUCUCAUAGACUGGGAAGAUGAAGAGGAAGAACUUCGCCCCCAAUUUGAAGCAAAAUAUUCCCAAGUGGAGCGAGUCAAUCCUAUAACAGGAAAACCUGAACCUUUUCAACCCUUUCCUGAUAAACUUAGUCGACUGAUGGUUUCUGUGUCAGGAAUAUUCUUCAUGAUUUCAUUAGUCCUCACUGCAGUGUUUGCAGUUGUUGUCUAUCGCCUGGUGGCUAUGGAGCAGUUUGCCUCUUUCCAGUGGUAUUUCAUAAAAAAGUAUUGGCAGUUUGCUACAUCAGGAACUGGAGUUUGUAUCAACUUUAUGAUCAUCAUGUCACUUAAUGUUGUAUAUGAAAAAGUUGCCUAUCUCUUAACAGAUUUAGAACAUCCUAGAACAGACUCAGAAUGGGAAAAUAGUUUUGCCUUGAAAAUGUUCCUUUUCCAGUUUGUCAACUUAAACAGUUCCAUUUUCUACAUUGCCUUUUUUCUUGGAAGAUUUGCUGGACGUCCUGGGAAGUACAACAAACUUUUUAACAGAUGGAGACUGGAAGAGUGUCAUCCUAGUGGCUGCUUGAUUGACCUCUGCCUGCAAAUGGGUGUUAUCAUGGUUUUAAAACAAAUGUGGAACAACUUCAUGGAACUCGGCUAUCCGUUACUGCAAAACUGGUGGUCACGACGCAAGAUCAAGAAAGGAGGGCAGUUACUGGAGCAUAAAAUUUCUCUACCUCAGUGGGAAAAAGAUUGGAAUCUGCAGCCCAUGAAUCUCCAUGGUCUGAUGGAUGAAUACUUAGAGAUGGUUUUACAGUUUGGCUUCACCACAAUCUUUGUUGCUGCUUUUCCACUAGCACCUCUGCUGGCCUUGCUUAACAAUAUCAUAGAAAUCAGGCUUGAUGCUUAUAAAUUCGUCACACAGUGGAGGCGACCAAUGCCUGCAAGAGCAACUGAUAUAGGGAUCUGGUAUGGAAUCCUCGAAGGAAUUGGAGUCCUUGCUGUAAUCACCAAUGCUUUUGUUAUUGCCAUUACAUCUGACUAUAUCCCACGUUUUGUUUACGCAUACAAAUAUGGUCCCUGUGUCGAUCAAGGAUACAGACAGGAAAAAUGUUUGAAGGGAUAUGUCAACAGUAGCUUAUCAAUAUUUGAUCUGAGUGAGCUUGGCAUGGGAUAUUCAGGAUACUGCAGGUAUAGAGAUUAUAGAGCACCCCCGUGGAGUUCAACACCUUAUGAAUUCACCUUGCAGUUCUGGCAUGUUCUAGCUGCUCGACUGGCUUUCAUUAUAGUAUUUGAGCACCUUGUUUUUGGAAUAAAAUCUUUCAUUGCCUACCUAAUCCCAGAUAUGCCCAAAGACCUGUGUGACCGAAUGAGAAGGGAGAAAUACUUAGUUCAGGAAAUGAUGUAUGAGGCUGAACUGGAGCAUUUGCAGAGGGAGCGGAAAAAGAAUGGCAAACAGUAUCACCAUGAAUGGCCUUAGUUGAUGUGGAACAACAGUGACAGUGUCAAGACUGAAAACUCCAGUUUGGGCAAGCUGAAGAAGGUGGCAAGGAAACCAUCUGCAUGCAUAAGCUUUUCCAUGAACUGGAAAAAGUGUGUUACCAACAGCCAAGACAAACAGCUACAUUCCCCUUAAUGAUUUGUGCUAAAGAU
Rhineura floridana is the source of this 2699-nucleotide messenger RNA. RefSeq names its product anoctamin 3 (gene ANO3). Gene Ontology annotation, cellular component: plasma membrane. Lineage: Eukaryota; Metazoa; Chordata; Lepidosauria; Squamata; Rhineuridae. The transcript is spliced from 23 exons. The record is from RefSeq and is a predicted model, not a curated record. Bases 7 to 2526 code for a protein of 839 amino acids. Gene Ontology annotation, biological process: chloride transmembrane transport. Gene Ontology annotation, molecular function: protein dimerization activity; chloride channel activity.